UCUAAAGAGCUCAAUUUUGUUUUUCGAUGGCUUUAACCAACACCAAAAUCCAUUGUCUCGGCCUUACACCAACCACCAGAAGUCUCUUAGACUUGGAGAUGUCGAAUUUAACUGCGUUAUCGCCUUUGGAUGGACGUUACUGGGGGAAAGUUAAUGAAUUGGCUUCUUCUAUGAGCGAGUUUGGGUUGAUCUAUUUCCGAGUACUUGUCGAGAUCAAAUGGCUUCUUAAGCUUUCAAAUAUUCCUGAAGUCACUGAAGUUCCAAGCUUUAGCAAAGAAGCUCAGGAGUACUUGCAAGGCAUCAUUGAUGGAUUUAGCGUGGAUGAUGCAUUGGAAGUUAAGAAGAUUGAGAGAGUAACAAAUCACGAUGUGAAAGCAGUGGAGUAUUUCCUGAAACAAAAGGUUGAAUCACACCCGGAGAUUGCUAAGGUUCUUGAGUUUUUCCAUUUUGCUUGUACGUCUGAAGACAUCAACAAUCUUUCCCAUGCUUUGAUGCUUCGAGAAGCACUUAGUUCGGUUAUACUUCCCACCAUGGAUGAGCUGAUUAAGUCAAUCUCUCUGAUGGCUAAGAGUUUUGCGUAUGUCCCAAUGCUUUCACAUACUCAUGGACAGGCAGCUUCUCCUACAACUUUGGGUAAGGAAAUGGCGAUUUUUGCUGUGAGGUUGAGCGAAGAAAGGAGAUAUCUUUCAGAAACAAAGAUUAAGGGGAAAUUUGCGGGUGCUGUCGGGAACUACAACGCCCAUAUCUCCGCAUAUUCUAAUAUUGACUGGCCUCAUGUUGCAGAGGAGUUUGUUACUUCUCUCGGAUUAACAUUCAACCCAUACGUGACUCAGAUCGAACCCCAUGACUAUAUGGCUAGACUUUUUAAUACUAUUAGCCAGUUCAACAAUAUUUUAAUCGACUUUGACAGAGAUAUAUGGAGCUACAUCUCUCUAGGGUACUUUAAGCAGCUAACUAAAGCAGGUGAAAUUGGAUCGUCGACAAUGCCUCACAAAGUGAAUCCUAUUGACUUUGAGAACAGUGAAGGGAAUCUAGGUAUAGCAAAUGCACAGCUUGCUUUUCUCAGCAUGAAGCUUCCCAUUUCAAGAAUGCAGCGUGAUUUAACGGAUUCAACUGUCUUGAGAAACAUGGGUGUAGCUUUAGGACACUCUCUUCUCGCUUACAAGAGCGCAAUUCAGGGAAUCGGGAAGCUUCAGGUUAAUGAAGCUCGGUUAAAAGAACAUUUGGAUCAUACUUGGGAAGUCCUUGCUGAACCGAUACAAACUGUGAUGAGGAGAUACGGUGUUCCAGAGCCGUAUGAGAAGCUGAAGGAGCUAACAAGAGGAAGAGCUGUUGAUGAAGAAAACAUUAGAAAGUUUAUCAAAGGUUUGGAUUUGCCUGAAGAAGCAAAAGACCAACUUUUGGAGCUAACUCCACACAAAUAUGUUGGUGCUGCUGCUGCACUGGCUCUGGCCGUGGAUGAAGCUGUGCACUUGGGACAUUGA
Camelina sativa (false flax) is the source of this 1484-nucleotide messenger RNA. The record is from RefSeq and is a predicted model, not a curated record. Lineage: Eukaryota; Viridiplantae; Streptophyta; Magnoliopsida; Brassicales; Brassicaceae.